GGCGUUGUCCCUAUUCUAACAGCUCUUGCUGCAGCAGUCAUGAUUGUGUGCACUGUACGACGGUACACUCUAUAGUUCUUUGUGUCUAUUCCAUUACAGAUUUUUCAUGAUUUCUUCGAAAUUUUCAGAGGUUAGAAUUUGUGAAUAGGGGUAGGUAAACUUGCAACUUGCUGCAACAAGCAUUAAACAAAAAUGUCAGAUCCAGAACUGGAAGAAAUCCGAAGAAAACGAUUAGCUGAGUUACAAUCUAACUAUGGCGGCGGCAGUCAUGAAAAUCAAAAAGCAAUGGAGGAAAAGAAGAGGGAGACAGAAGAUAUGAAAAACUCCAUUCUCUCACAAAUCCUCGACCAACAAGCCAGAGCGAGACUGAAUACAUUGAUGCUUGGAAAACCUGAGAAGGGACAAAUGGUUGAGAAUAUGCUGCUACGGAUGGCUCAGACCGGACAAUUAAGAGGUCGCCUCGGUGAAAAUGAUCUCAUCAAGUUAUUAGAAAAUGUGAAUCAACAACUGCAACCCAAGACAACCACAGUAAAGUUCGACCGGAGAAGAGCCGCCCUUGACGAUUCGGAUGAUGAAUUGUAGCAUCAGCUGUUGGAAAUCGGCAGACGGACUCAUUCGAAGAAGUUGAACGCACGAAAUGAAUAACAAGUAUCAACCGAGUUACCGUCUCAACAAUCCACACCGUCAAAUUAAUCAUAUAAAACAAUGCAACCUAAAUAACUGGAAUAUUUUGCUCUAUUGUACUCAAAUAUUAUAUGACAUUCAAUUUUCAUUCAAUAACUAUAUCUUUUUGUGUAGUUGAGAAGUUGAUAUUGAUAUUCAUAUUAAAUAAAAAUACUAAGAAAUUGUCAAAAACCACAAAUUGAUUGAUAGUUAGAAAGACCGGUUUCGGUUGUUACACCAUUGUCAAUCAAUAAAUCUGUGGUUUUUGAUAAUUUCUUAGUCUUUUUAUUUAACAAUAACUAUAUUUUUCAAAUUUGAAGUCUUCUAAUUAUUUGAAUCACUGUAACCAUAUCCUAGUUACUGCUCACAGUUUCUUUUAUUUUACAUUAAACGUAUGCUUAAUUUACUAAUAAACUAAUUUUUU
Molecule: messenger RNA, 1087 nt
Organism: Nilaparvata lugens (brown planthopper)
Lineage: Eukaryota; Metazoa; Arthropoda; Insecta; Hemiptera; Delphacidae
Gene: PDCD-5
Product: programmed cell death protein 5
Exons: 4
Coding region: 193-582 (129 amino acids)
Cellular component (GO): cytosol; nucleus
Molecular function (GO): DNA binding
Source: RefSeq, a predicted model, not a curated record